GAACCCGCUCCUGCUGCUGUCAGUGUGAGCAGUGACAGCUGAAUCUCAACCCAGUCCUUCUGCUGUACCAUACACACAAUCGCCAACAUGUUCGAGGAGGCCAGCGAGGUGUUCGACAACAUGUUCAAGUCGUCGUUCCCCCUGACGUUCAUCGUGUUCAUCCCCGCGGUGCUGAUCCUGGUGUCGCCCCUGCCGGCCGAGGCGGCGCACGAGUUCACGGUGUACCGAAUGCAGCAGUACGACCUCCAGGGACAGCCCUACGGUACCAGGAAUGCCAUCCUGAAUACGGAAGCCCGCACUGUGGAGGCAGAGGUACUAAGUCGUCGCUGUGUUAUCAUGCGGUUAGCGGACUUCACGUAUGAUAAGUACCAGAAAGCCCUGCGGCAGUCAGCGGGGGCUGUGGUCAUCAUCCUGCCCAAGAACAUGUCUGCUAUGCCACAGGACAUAGUACAGCAGUUCAUGGAGUUGGAACCGGAGAUGUUGGCUACUGAGACCAUCGUCCCGGUCUACUUUGCCAUGGAGGAUGAUGAGCUACUGUCCAUCUACACUCAAACCCUCACCUCCUCCUCCACACAGGGCUCCUUAUCUGCAGCUGAAGUGCUAGUUCAUACAGCCACAGCCAAUGGCUUUCAGAUGGUGACCAGUGGAGCUCAAAGCAAAGCCGUCAGUGACUGGGCCAUCACCAGUUUGGAGGGUCGUUUGGCUGGAGUCGGAGGAGAGGACCUCCCCACUAUUGUUGUCGUGGCUCAUUAUGAUUCCUUUGGUGUUGCCCCUUGGCUGUCAUACGGCGCCGACUCGAACGGCAGUGGAGUGUCCAUGUUACUAGAGCUGGCUCGCCUCUUCUCCAAGCUCUACACCUACAAGAGGACGCAUGCUGCGUACAACCUGCUGUUCUUCCUCUCAGGUGGAGGAAAGUUCAACUAUCAGGGUACAAAACGCUGGCUGGAGGACAACCUGGACCACACAGACUCCAGUUUGUUGCAGGACAACGUAGCCUUCGUGUUGUGUCUGGACACUCUGGGCAACAGUGACGCGCUGCACCUCCACGUGUCCAAACCCCCUAAAGAGGGAACCCCUCAGUUUGCACUGCUCAAAGAGCUGGAGACGGUGGCUAUGACUCAGUACCCAGAGGUCAAGUUCUCCAUGGUCCACAAGAAAAUCAACCUGGCCGACGACAUGCUGGCCUGGGAACACGAGCGCUUCGGGAUCCGCCGACUGCCAGCCUUCACUCUGUCCCAUCUGCCCUCUCACCGCUCGGCUCAGCGCUCCAGCAUCAUGGACGUGCGGUCAGUGUCCCUCUCCUCUCGCCACGGAGCGGGAGAGCCCCCUGCUGGGCCUCAUGUGGACGUGAAGAAGCUUGGCAGGAACACCAAGGUGCUAGCAGAAGCGCUGGCCCGGGUCAUCUACAACCUCACAGAAAAGGGAGCACCUGGAGACAUGCAGAUUUUCACAGAACAAAUGAAGGUGCAGGAGGAGCAUCUGUCAGCAGUCGUGGAGUGGCUUACAGCACAGCCCCGAGCUGCACAGCUGGUGGACAAAGACAGCAGCGUCGUCUCCACCCUGGAGUACCACCUCGGCCGCUACCUCAAGGAUGUCAAGAGACAUUAUGUGAAAGCUGACAAAAGGGAUCCAGAGUUUGUAUUCUACGACCAGCUAAAACAGACCAUGAAUGCCUACAGAGUGAAGCCGGCUAUUUUUGACCUGCUGCUGGCUGUCUGCAUCGCAGCCUACUUGGGGAUGAUGUAUCUCGCUAUCCAGAACUUUGGAGUCCUCUACAGUGUCGUCCGUAGAAUCACCCAACCCAAGGCCAAGGCCCACUAAGGUGUUUGAAUAUUUCAGAACCUACUGUACUACUUUCCUCAAAUCAAGACACUUUUGCCAGUAAGAAUUCAGAAGCUGGACCGAGCUGCUGUUCACACGAUGGGUUCAAAACCAGCAGAAUCACUUCCAUUAACUUCAUCCAGAUGCACAAACUAUGAUGUCAGAUCCUGUCUUGCUGCCAACAUCGUCCAUGUGGUCUCAUGGACCAGAAUUAUCAGGAAUCAUUUUUCUGACAUUUUGCAACUCAUACAAACGUGUCAUCUGGGUUUACUUUAUUUUAUUAUUUGGCUCUUGAGGAAUGGUGAGUCUGUCCAAACGCCGGAGGUCUAGACGAAAUAGAAUGAGUUUUGUGGUGUUGUUUUGUCACUCUUUGUCCUCCCUCUCAGUAGACUCGGAGCCAAACUGAUGUGUAUUCCAUCUGGCAGCUAGGAGUAACGUGUAUAAAACAAGUUAUGUGUUCAGCUACCUGUUACAGGAAAGCUUCCGAUUUUUGUAUUUUUUUUCUUUUUUCCUCAGUGCAGUACACACAUGCACGUAAUGUGCUUUGAAAGAGUUAUUGAUCUCUUAAAUGCA
Cololabis saira (Pacific saury) is the source of this 2394-nucleotide messenger RNA. RefSeq names its product nicalin (gene ncln). Bases 88 to 1821 code for a protein of 577 amino acids. The transcript has 15 exons. NCBI's taxonomy places the organism in Eukaryota, Metazoa, Chordata, Actinopteri, Beloniformes, Belonidae. Gene Ontology annotation, biological process: regulation of signal transduction. Gene Ontology annotation, cellular component: endoplasmic reticulum membrane. The record is from RefSeq and is a predicted model, not a curated record.